This is a messenger RNA of Styela clava, 2804 nucleotides long. Its product is annotated as solute carrier family 22 member 4-like. Gene Ontology annotation, biological process: transmembrane transport. Lineage: Eukaryota; Metazoa; Chordata; Ascidiacea; Stolidobranchia; Styelidae. Gene Ontology annotation, molecular function: transmembrane transporter activity. The record is from RefSeq and is a predicted model, not a curated record. Gene Ontology annotation, cellular component: membrane.
UUGACUACAAUAGCUACUAGUUGACUUUAGUAUACAAUUUAUGACAUAAGAAAAUGAAUAUCGACGAAGCAUUCCAUCAAUUGGGGAAGUGGGGACGUUAUCAAUCAGUGAUUUUUAUCAUUGUGUUUGCCGCUUCCUUACCAAAUGCUUUUACGACGAUGCAGUUCGCCAUCAACCAUUUCCAACCAAGCCAUCGAUGUAGAUUAUCUGAUGAAAUUGAAAACAUAUUGAAAAACAACUCAAACAGUGAUGAAAAUCUGCUCGACUAUUUUAUACCCAUGGAAACCGAUAAUUACGGAAAAUUAAGUAAAAGUAAAUGCCACAUGUAUCACAGAAAUUAUUCUACAGCACUCUCUCUUAUAAACCUCAAUGAAUCUGUUGACAUCAUACCAUGUACGAAUGGAUACAUAUUUGAUAUGUUGCCGAAUCAUGAUACUGCAGUUACUGAGUUUGAAAUGAUUUGCAACAAUGACUGGAAAGCACCACUAGCAAUUACAGUUUUUCAAUCGGGAAUGGCAAGUGGAUCAAUAGCUGGCAUACUUGCUGACAGGUAUGGUAGACGGCCAGUGUACUUGUUCGCCACUUUGGCUCAGAUAAUAUCCAUGGCUAUUACGGCUGCUUCUUGGGAUUUCUAUUCAUAUUUGGUUGCUGUAUAUUUUGGUGGGAUGACAGGACUUAUCAAUUACGUCGUUGCUUUUGUACUAGUGACCGAAGUUAUUUCGAUUAAGUCAAGAAAUUUCAUGGCUGUUGGUUCAAUGUAUUCAUAUUCCGUUGGAUAUGCUAUUGUUCCCUUGAUUGGAUAUUAUGCGCAAAACUGGCGUGCUUACAUAUGGGUAUCCAUGGUACUCAGUGUCUUUCUAUAUCUACCGGGCUACUGGUUUUUUCCCGAAUCACCACGUUGGCUAUCAACAGUUGGUAGAACAAAUGCUGCGAUCGCAGGACUGAACAAAAUGGCAAAGAUGAACCGAAAGAAGGUUGAUUUCGAAAGAUUGAGAAAAACACAUAUAGCUGAUUCUCGCGAAAUACCGGCAUCACCCAUGGGGCUAAUAGAGACGCUUCGCAUAAUUUUCAAAUCUGCAUUAACCUACAGAUUCCUGUCAGCUUUUUUUGCAUGGUUCGUGACAGGUCUCGUUUACUAUGCAAUAGCGUUCCACUCAAAAAGCUUCAGUGAUGAUCGCUACCUGAAUAUAUUGUAUUGCGCACUUGCUGAAAUUCCUGCAUAUGUUUGUGGUUAUUAUGCUGUUAACAUGAUCGGUCGCCCAAGAUGCACUACUUUUUUUCUGCUAACUUGCGGAGUUUUCACCAUUAUUUUGCCAUAUUUGCCUGAAGAACUAUCCCUGCUCAGAACAAUAAUUUCAAUAAUCGGGAAAGGUGCCGUAAGCGCAGUAUUUUAUAUCAUCUUCUUGAGCACGUCCGAAAUAGCCCCCACUUUACAAAGAAGUGCAUCAAUGAGCAUAGCAUCUUUCUGUUGUCGUGUUGGAGCGUUUAUCGCGCCAUUUGUAAUGUUUUUGAAUAAAAUUGAAUACUCCAUACCUUAUUGGAUAAUGGGGGGGAUAACUAUUUUGAGUGGAAUUAUUGUUAUCAUUUGCAUUCCGGAAACACUCGGAGUGAAAAUGCCAGAUACAAUCCAGCAAGCUGAGAAUAACAAAAGAUUCUAUGGUUUCAAUAUAUUUAAAAAAUUCACGCCAACUACAGACAAUAAUCGAAGGGAUGAUAAUUAUCUGAUGAAAGAAUUGGCAACUUCGUAAACGAUUGCCAUCAUGAUUUAUUUUCUUCGAACUAUUUGAGUUUGGAAAUUUGAGGACCCAGUGAUUUGGAUAAUGGCGAUAUUGUACGUCUUCUGAGGAAUAAGAAAUAAAUUUACUGGCUCAUAUUUUACACUAAUUUAUACUUUUCAUGUAAAAAUUAGAGAUAGAAAAAUACCAAACAAUAUAACGUUUGUUUACUCAUGGCUAAGAUAUGUACUUUGGUUUAAUUAUUUUUAUUAUUAAAUAUUGCAUUCAUUUCUUCAAUGACAUUAUUGACUACGAACUAGUAAAAUUUCAAUCCCUCAACUUAACAUAUGAUAUUAUGACAAUACUUUAGGCUUCCACCACCUCAAAGUUUUGAAUGCAAGAAUCUGGCUUCAGUGCCAGAAAUUAUUUCUAAUCAUCAUUUAAUCAAAUGAGAAAGUAAAAAGUGAUAUUUUAUCACUUGGUGUAAAAUUUCUACUAUUUUCUAAUGCUUAUCGAAUAAAUUUAUUCUUACCGAUAGCAUUUAAAAUAAAUGAUAUGAUUUGGCAAACAUCUUAAACAUAUAAGUUUGAGAACCAAUAGCCCGUCUAUCAUGUGUCCGACUUGGGAGUAUUUUUGUUUGAACAAUUCCGCUAUUAACCCUACUUGACGAUUUUUUUAAGUAAACAAAUUACUUUCAUUGUCGAACUAAAGUAUAUACCUCCAAGCUAUAGCAUUUUUUAAUUGAAAAAUAAUUCGAUAAUUUAUAUCCAACACGCACUCAUGGCGAUGCACCACUUUGAGAUAGUGAACAACUAAAAUAUAUUAUUAGCGCAUACUCAGGUCCAAGUGUAAAACGGAAAAAUUCAGCUAGCUCGGGAAGAUCAUUAGAAUGAAAAUUGGGAAUUACUUUUCAUCCUUUUUUUUGACAGUGGUUAUUUGGCAAAUUUUGAAAAAUAAAGAAAGAAUAGACUGAAACGAAUUUUGUUCCUCCUAACUAAUUUGUUAGUUGUUGCUGACUAAUUUGGUUAUAUAUUGGACUCUUAAAUCUAGAUUCUAGCUAGAUGAUAUAAAAAUAUAUAAAUCAGAAGA